CCCCCACAGCCCUCACCCCAGUCAACCGUCGUCUGUCCUCUCCGCCCACUCCUGGCAUUUGCCUCACUCAUCCAAGACCAACCCGGGUGCAGAAGACCGACGACGAGCCGCACCAAACGUACCGCACGGGUAACAGCGAGAGGAUAUGGGCUGCUCGCCGAGCCGCGGACGGCAGCGGUCGCUGAUGUCGUCGUCCGAGACGGUCGAGUGCUUCCACUCGCAUCUGCGCGGGCGUCGCGACACGAUGGAGGACCGAUUUGUUGUCAACGGGCGGCUCCACGAGACGUAUCCGUUCCUCAAGCGAUGGCUGCCCGGCGGCGCCGGCUCGCGGCGACGAUGGGGCGCGUUUGCGGUCUUUGAUGGCCAUGGAGGGUCGGAGAUCUCCGAGCUCUGCGCCAAGCGACUUCUCCCCAACAUCCUCACCGAGUCUUUUGUGGACGACGUCGACCAGGCGAUGGAGAACGGGUUCCUCGCCACCGACCAGGAGGCGCUCGAGUUCUCGCGCAACAACUCGGCGACAUCGGGCGCGGCGGUCGUUGUCGUCUUUGUUCUCGGCUCCAUGCUCUUUGUUGGCCACUGUGGCGACGCGCUGGCUGUGCUCUCGCGCGACGGCUCGGCCGUCCUCCUCACCGAGCCGCACACGCUGGCCAACGAUACCGAGGCGCUGCGGGUCAAGCGCGACGGCAACUACCCAGGCGGCCAGCGCCUGGUCCACCCGAUCGUCGACACCAUGAGCCUCGGCCUCACCCGUGCCAUCGGCGACGUCUCGUGGAAGGAUCCCGAGCUGACCUCGGCCCAGCCGACAGGCCUCAUCGCCACGCCGCAGACCCGACAGGAGGUCAUCUACGAUUCGGUCGACGAGUUUAUUCUGGUCGCCUGCGAUGGCCUGUGGGACGUGUUCUCUCCGCAAGAAGCCGUCACCGCCGUCAAAGACAGGCUCCAGCAGGGCUUGCGCCCGCAGGAAGUCGUCGACGACCUCGUCACUGAGGCACUCCGGCUCGGCUCCACCGACAACAUCACUCUCAUCAUGGUCAUGCUCUGACCUGCCCGGCCACGCCCUUUCGCGCCUGAGUCGCCCUGCGCGCCAUCCGCGGCGGCAGCCAGUUGAUCAGAGCUAUCCGUUGCGCCACUGGUGGCCGCACUCGGAGCACUUGUAGAACUCGGUCAUUGGCUCGUCUGCAGACCGAAUCUGGAUCGUCAUAAAGUACGCCUGGUUGUUGUCGCA
Messenger RNA from Thecamonas trahens ATCC 50062, 1225 nucleotides. RefSeq names its product alphabet. Gene Ontology annotation, molecular function: protein serine/threonine phosphatase activity. The coding region runs from base 146 to 1042 and encodes 298 amino acids. The record is from RefSeq and is a predicted model, not a curated record. NCBI's taxonomy places the organism in Eukaryota, Apusomonadida, Apusomonadidae. Gene Ontology annotation, biological process: protein dephosphorylation. The transcript has a single exon.